Molecule: messenger RNA, 1671 nt
Organism: Ctenocephalides felis (cat flea)
Lineage: Eukaryota; Metazoa; Arthropoda; Insecta; Siphonaptera; Pulicidae
Product: 2-hydroxyacylsphingosine 1-beta-galactosyltransferase-like
Molecular function (GO): UDP-glycosyltransferase activity
Source: RefSeq, a predicted model, not a curated record
GCAAAUUUUGAUUCGCCAGGAGGAAAAAAACAAUCAUUAGCAUUCGUGGUAGAUGUGUGGCAGAUGAUGUGGUAGCAGCUUCUGAAAAGUCCAACCUGCACCAUGGACCUCUCUCGUCCGAUGAGCCUUGUGGUCACCAUCCUCUUAGUCACCACAACCAUGACGACGGCCUCGGACAUCCUGAUGGUCACCAUGGGCGGCACAAAGUCCCACAAAAUUCCCUUCUGGGAACUGGCCAGGGGCCUCAUACCCAGGGGUCACAACGUGACCUUACUGAGUGCCUUUCCUCCGACUGGUACAAUGCCCCCAGCCGGCCUGCACGAGAUCACACCAGCCGGACUGGUGUUCUACGUGAAGAACUACACCGACUGGGAUCUGGUUGGCGCCAGGAUGAGAGGAGAGGAACCCGUUUCGGCUUGGGAUAUCAUGAGAUACGGUUUUGAGUCCUGCGAUGCGAUGUUCAACGAUGCAGAGACUCACACUUUGCUUCGACAAAGUUUCGACCUUUUAAUUCUGGAUGGAGCCUUUCCGGAAUGUGCCCUGGGGCUUGCCCAUCAUUAUGGAGUCCCAUUUAUGUACCUGAAUACUGUCGGAUUCUAUAUGGGUUCACUAUCUCUGGCAGGAAAUCCUGCACCUUCAUCAGUGACUCCUUUCUUAGGCAGGGCCUUCACAGACGACAUGAACAUCUUCGACAGGGCCCUCAACACUGGAUGGUACAUUGGGAUGUAUGCUGCUCAUUAUGUACUUAAUAGAUUCUGGUUACAGAGUGUCCUCAGGAAGCACCUUGGUGAAGGAGUCCCCUUUGUCUACGAUCUGUCCAGGAAUGUCAGUUUUAUCCUUCAGAAUGGACAUCAUACAGUUUCCUAUCCGAGACCAUAUUUGCCAAAUGUUGCAGAAAUUGCUUGCAUACAUUGUAAACCUGCCAGGCCAUUGCCUCAGGAUUUAGAAGACUUCAUAUCGGGAGGCGAUUCAGGUUUCAUUUACGUUUCAAUGGGAUCUUCGGUUAAGGCUGCCAAUAUGCCCGAUUAUCUAAGACGACUGCUGAUUCGGACGUUUUCCAAGUUGCCCUACAGAGUUUUGUGGAAAUGGGAAGCUGGUUCGUCGAUGAUGCAGGAUUUACCAGAAAAUGUCAUGCUGGGUAGAUGGUUGCCCCAGCAGGACAUCUUAGGUGAUAGACGACUGAAGGUCUUUGUCACCCAUGGAGGUCUCCUGAGUAUGUUUGAGAGUGUCUACCAUGGAAUUCCUCUGGUUACCAUGCCAGUCUUUUGUGACCACGAAGCAAAUGCUGCUAAAGCAGAAACAGAUGGAUAUGCCUAUAAAUUGUCCUUGGAAAAAUUGACUGCUGAAAGAUUAUAUAGAGCAAUAAUGAAGGUUGCCCAUGAACCGCAAUUCAGGAUAGCAGCCCUCAAGAGGCAAUAUUUGCUGAGGGAUCAGAAGGAGACUCCUCUGGAAAGGGCCAUUUAUUGGACGGAGUACGUUUUGAGACAUAAAGGUGCCUAUCACAUGCAGUCGCCAAGUCGCCAAUUGUACUGGUUCCAAUACUACCUAUUCGAUGUAAUUGGCCUGAUUUUUAUCUCUUUGGCCAUAUUGGUCUUUUCUGCCAAUCUGGUCUUUAAAUUCACCUUCAAAUAUGGUUCGACAUUCCAACCGGCCAAAAUAAAAGUCCACUAA